CCAGCCACUGCGCUGUCCAGCCCGGAGAAGGUUGACCAUAUCUGUCUUUACUCUUAUUUUAUUAAUCUCAUCUUUUGCCUCGUUUGCCUCCUCAUCACACACAGGUCAGGCAGAUUGAAAUGAAGCUGUGUCUUCUUCUUUUCUUGCUUUGUCUUUGCUGUCUGGGACUGACAGAGGAGCCCAGUCCAGGAACUCCUCAUGACUCUGGUUCUGUCGAUGAAGAUGAGGAGACAGAGGAGGUUCAAAGCUGUGGAGGAAAGCGGGUGUUCAGCCCUGAGGAACGCAGGAGGAUAGGGGGCACCAUAGAGCGACUCGGUUUACAGCUCUUGGAAAAUCUUCCUAUUAGUCCACAACAGCCAAACAUUGUCCUAUCACCUCUCAGCCUGGCCUAUGCCCUUGCACACCUUACCUUAGGUGCUCAUAACGAGACGGAGAAGCUGCUGCUGAAGACCCUUCAUGCCCAUAGUCUGCCGUGUUACCAUCACAUACUGGGAGGACUUCUACCUCAUUUCAGAAACACAUCGUUGGACAUGGCAACUCGCAUGUACCUGAGACCAGGAUUUCAAGUGAAGUUGUCUUUUGUUGAGGAAUCAUUGGCCAGGUACCAAUCCCUGCCUGUCCCUCUGGUCUCUGUGGAGGAGGUCAACCAAUGGGUGGAGAAUGCCACCAACGGUCACAUCCCCAACUUUCUAGAAAGUAUUCCACAUGACGUGGUGCUCAUGCUCAUGAACGCUGUGUACUUCAAAGGUGAAUGGCAGACACGAUUUGACCCCCAAGGGACCACCAAGGGAGCAUUCUACCUGGACAACCAGAACUCAGUGAUGGUGGACAUGAUGAAGUCUGCCCAGUAUCCUCUCCGCCUUCUGCAUGAUCCAGAACUCGAUGCACAGGUUGCCAGUUUUGCCUUCAAAGGAAACAGCAGUUUCUUAGUUGUCAUGCCUGUGCCUGGGCGAGGAAACGUGUCAUCUGUGCUUGCAAAACUGAACAUCUCCGACCUUUACAGACGUCUACCUCAGGAGAAAACAAUGCAGGUCAACUUACCCAAGGUGAAGCUACAGUACCGCCAGGAGCUCGACGAAGCGCUGACCAACAUGGGCCUUGGCUCUCUCUUUUCAGGUCCUGAUCUUACUGGGAUUUCCGACCGUCCUCUAAAGGUUACCGGAGUCCGCCACGCUAGCACCGUAGAACUCAGUGAAGAAGGCGUGGAAGCGUCCGCCACCACUGUUAUAACCUCCAUGCGCUCCAUCUCUCUCUUCUCUGUGAAUUCUCCCUUUAUAUUCGCCCUCGUCGAUGACGCCUCUCUGGCUCCCCUCUUCAUGGGCAUCGUCACAAACCCGGCCCCCGACAACGACAGCAUGCUUAAUGAUGCUCCCCAUGGAAACAGCACCAUGAGUGACCAGCCUGUGAUGGAGAAUAGCUACGAGAGCAGCAGGUCGUGCAGCGAGGCAGGAGCAGAGGGCAGCAGCGUGCAGACAUGUAGCGCCCCCACUGGUGAGAGGGAGCAUCUGCAGAAUGUAAAUGGACUGGAGGGCAGCGGCGGGAAGCAGUAACAGAGAGAAGACACCAGCUCCAGACGACUCUGAACCUGCUUUUAGAUCGUACUUUUCAAAAGAAUAGUUUGACAUGUUUGAAGAUACCAAACAUUGAUUUUGGAAAAACCAUGUUGGCUUUGUUGCCAAGAGUUAGAUGAGAACAUGGAUACCACUUUCAUGUCUGUCAGGAAAAUAUGAAGCUACAUUUAUUCAAACUUUUGAUGUGUUUUAUGUGUCAAAAAUUUUAAAAUACAGAGCUCAGUGACCUUAAAAUCCAUUUAUCCUGCCCUGGCAGUGCAUUAAAAGACAGUUUUUACAGGAGACUGCUUCAUACAAAAAAAUAAAUCAUAUCUUUCCCAACAAACUGUGCAUUAUGGUGUUAAAAGUUGCUGACAAAAAGUGUAUUUGUGAUGUGGGAAAGAGUUUUUUUUUCUUUUCUUUUUUCUUUUUAUUUUGGAUUAGUUUGAAAGAAGUGGAUUUACUUGAGGAAAAAGAAAAUCCAACAUUUCCCCAAAACAUGAGCUCUUUUCCAAAAUUAAAUAAAGCAGUGAAACAAUACAA
Acanthopagrus latus (yellowfin seabream) is the source of this 2093-nucleotide messenger RNA. It is a transcript of the gene serpinf2a, whose product is annotated as serpin peptidase inhibitor, clade F (alpha-2 antiplasmin, pigment epithelium derived factor), member 2a. The transcript has 9 exons. Gene Ontology annotation, molecular function: serine-type endopeptidase inhibitor activity. NCBI's taxonomy places the organism in Eukaryota, Metazoa, Chordata, Actinopteri, Spariformes, Sparidae. The coding region runs from base 120 to 1550 and encodes 476 amino acids. The record is from RefSeq and is a predicted model, not a curated record. Gene Ontology annotation, biological process: negative regulation of endopeptidase activity; negative regulation of fibrinolysis.